Penicillium samsonianum is the source of this 1596-nucleotide messenger RNA. RefSeq lists its product as uncharacterized. The record is from RefSeq and is a predicted model, not a curated record. NCBI's taxonomy places the organism in Eukaryota, Fungi, Ascomycota, Eurotiomycetes, Eurotiales, Aspergillaceae. Gene Ontology annotation, molecular function: thiosulfate-cyanide sulfurtransferase activity. The transcript has a single exon. Bases 1 to 1596 code for a protein of 531 amino acids.
AUGGCCAAAUCUAUAACUGCACGCGAGUUGCGCCAGCAUUGGGUUAAUCACCAUGAAAUUGCCCUCCUCGACGUCCGUGAAGAAGGUCCCUAUUCCGAGGCCCACCCUCUAUUCGCACUAAGUGUGCCGGUCUCAGAGAUCGAGAAGAAGUUGCCUCCAUUGGUUCCUCGAUUGUCGGCCCCGGUUGUUGUUUACGACGAUGGCGAAGGUUAUGCAGAUCGGGCUACCGCCCGGAUAUUCGCCCUGGGGUAUCGGAAUGUUGCCAUCCUAAAAGGCGGGAUUUCUGGUUACGCCCUCGUUGGCGAGGUCUAUCGCGAUGUCAAUGUGCCAUCUAAGGCGUUUGGCGAGCUCGUCGAAUCCAUCAACCACACCCCAUCCUUAUCUGCGCGGGAUGUUAAGGAUGUUCUUGAGAGCGAAGCUGAUGUUGUUGUGUUGGAUGCGAGACGUUUUGUGGAGUAUAAUACGAUGAGUAUUCCCCGUGGCCGCAGCUGUCCGGGGGGAGAACUUCUGUAUCGCUUUUUUGAAGCUGUACCCUCGCCGGAAACCACAGUCGUUGUCAACUGUGCAGGUCGAACGCGGAGUAUUGUCGGGACCCAAUCUUUGAUCAACUCUGGAAUCCCGAAUAGAGUAGUUGCGCUCCGAAAUGGGACGAUCGGGUGGACAUUGGAGGGUUUGGAACUGGAGACCAAAAAGACGGAACGGGUUCCAAGCCCUUCAUUCGAAGCAUCAGAAAAGGCACGGCAAUACGCUGAAUCGUGGGCGAAUCAUGUCGGUGUCUCUUUUGUUGAUGGAUGUCAGCUCACUCGAUUUACCGCGGAGUUGGAAGAGAGGACUCUAUACCUGCUAGACGUGAGAGAUCCAGAGGAGUACGCCCUUGGACACCCUAUUGGCUUCUCGAAUGCUCCUGGUGGUCAGUUGGUACAAGCCACUGAUGAAUGGGUCGGUGUUCGAGGAGCUCGCAUUGUUUUAUACGACACGGACGGUGUGCGAGCGCGUAUGACAGCCAGCUGGCUUCUGCAACUCGGAUGGGAGGUGUAUGUCUUUGAAGAGCGAUCUUUAGUGCCUGAUGGACUCUCGUUGCCUAAAGUCCCUUCAUGGCGUCCUUCAAGCGAUGGCUCUAUCAAGCCCAAUGACCUUCAAAACAUUGCAGGAGCGACUGUGGUCGAUCUCGCCCGCAGUCCAUCCUAUCGCAAAGGCCACAUUCCGGGCGCAUGGUUUGCUUCUGGGCCCGAACUUACCCGAGAUUUGAGAGCUAUCGACAGUGAUGGCCCUAUCGUGCUGACCUCACCCGAUGGUGAUGUUGCCGCCAUGAAUAUUGACGACGCACGAAAAUCAGUCUCGCGAGAUGUUUAUUAUUUGGUGGGAGGGACAACGGCUUGGGUAGCGGCCGGGCAUCCCCUCGAGACCGAAUCGCGGUGGCUGUCGCAGCCAAUCGACGUGUAUAAAAGACCGUAUGAAGGGACAAGCAACGCUCGCAAGGAUAUGCAAGGGUAUCUCGACUGGGAGUAUGGGCUUGUUGCGCAACUGGCAAACGAUGGCGUCGCCUGUUUCCACGUUGCGCGGGAUUCGCGUGGGGAGUCUGGGAAGCUGAACUGA